Messenger RNA from Seminavis robusta, 2055 nucleotides. The record is from the annotation of a GenBank genome assembly. Lineage: Eukaryota; Bacillariophyta; Bacillariophyceae; Naviculales; Naviculaceae.
CAUAAAGCAUCAGCCUAUCAUUGUUGCCAUCAUAGACCUACAAUCGACAAUGCCGGACAAGAACAAUCCUCCCAUCAUGAAGACGACUCGUCGAUCGGCUCGUCGUCGCGGUCAAGAACCAGUGGUGGCUCCUGGCUUUGGGACGAAGCAAGAUAUUGAAAAGCUCAGCCAGGACUUGAGUGAAGGGGCCGAGAAGCCAUUGCCGGCUUCCUCCGUGGAAGCCAUGAUGAAUUGUCAUGGAAAAGGUGUGUUUAGUCCUCACAAAUCAUCGAAUUCCAAUAAUUCCCAACCAGGCGCCACCAGUUCGGCUUGGGCGGAUUUCAUGAAGGAGGAGGGUGUGGAUCUCUACGGAAGAUCCUCCUCCAAAGACAAAGACAAUAACAAUGACACUACUAAAUCAGACGACGAACCGAAGCAACCACAACCACAACGCAAAGAUGCUAGUACCAAGAAAAAGUCUGGCAAACGCAAAGCGUACAAUCUCGACGCAUUGGCGCAUCCCAAGUUUUCCAGCAAAAAGGCCAAAUUGGCCGCCGCCGAAAAGGGCGGUGUCUUGGUACAGAGUGGAACACUCGAUGUCACGGUCAUUGGUCGCAAGGGAAUCAACUCCAAGGAAACACCGUCCUAUCAAAUAUCCGUACCCACCCGCAUUCUACCCGGCAUCAAGAUUACCAAAGUCUUUACCAGUUCCAAUGCCUGUCAUUCCAUUGCCAUUUGCUCGCAAGGACACGCGUACGGAUGGGGACGCAAUGAUCAGGGACAACUCACUUCUACCUUACCCGCCAAUGUGGCAUGUCCCACACUCAUCGAAUCCCUGGCGGAUUAUACCAUUGUCGCCGCGGCCUGUGGAAAAUCACACACGCUCGUAUUGACCAAUGCGGGAACCGUCAUGGCCGUGGGAGCCAACAAAGUCGGUCAGUGUGGUGUCAAAUCCACCACCGAUAGUGUCGGGCAAUUCAAGGCGUGUGUCUUUCCAGGAGAAAUCAAAAUUGCGCAGAUUGCCUGUGGAGAACAGUUCUCGGUAGCCCUCAGUGAAGAAGGAAAAAUCUACACUACUGGAUCCAGUGAGUACGGACAAUUGGGGAAUGGAGAAACGGGAGAGUACUUUGUCACGGCAUCCAAACUGGCGUUUGCCAAUUGCAAUGUCUUUACACUACGCGACACGUUUAUGGAACGAGAUCCCGCAGAAGAAUCGGCACGAUCGUCCUACAAACACGACAAACUGACCAAAAUUCAAGAGGAUAUACGCAUUCAAUCCAUUGCUUGUGGCAAGAAUCAUACCAUUGCCGUCGAAGCCAAUUACGAAAAAGAUGAGGAGGAUGACGAUGAUCAUCAACGUCUUCGAGUCUUUAGCUGGGGGUGUGGUAAUUAUGGAGUCCUGGGACAUGAAAUUCAGGCGGAUGAGUAUUAUCCGCGGGAAAUUGCCACGCUGGGAAGCACCCUGUGGUUGCCGCCUGGUCCCUUGACGGCUAGUGCUGGAGCCAGUUGUUCCAUGUUGAAAACGUCCAAUGGACAUGUCUACUACUUUGGCAAACAUCGUUCUGUCGGGGAAGCCGAAAUGAAACCGAAAUUAGUGGAAGCCCUUGCCAACAAUCGUCAUGUCGUUUCUCACUGCGACGGUGGAGCUCAAACUGUGAUUUGCUCUACCGAAACAGCUCAAACGGUUGCAUGGGGUCAAGGCCCGCACGGAGAACUUGGCCUGGGAACGGCAAAAUCCAGUGCCAAACCACAAUUCGUUGAAAGUCUCACCGGCUGUCGGGUUCAACAUUUGGCAUGUGCCUAUGGCCACACGUUGUAUGUCAUCAAGGAUGAAGAUGCAGAGGACAAAAAGGCCAUUGAGAAGUUGCCCCUCUUGCCAAAGACUGCCAAGGCGGACCUGGAGGCUGUGUGGGCCAGCAUGCCUGCAGGUGGUGCUGGUGGAGGCAAACCCGGCAAGCCAGGCAGAAAAAAGUCUGCCAAGAAGGACUGAAAUCAUUCUAUUCUGUUAGCUAGCCAGUAGAGAAAAAUUGCUAUCUUAGAAAACAAAAAGUACAGGCAGGUACUUGUUAGGUCUUG